AUGGCCUCCCUCCUCAAAGUCAUCCGCCCCGGGUUCAUCGCCCAGCCUUCGGCUGCAUUGAAGGCAUUCGGUAAGCUACUCAAUUAUGUCGGAACACACCUCACGGUGACCAUAGGCGUCAAUAAGGAACACACGACCAUGGAAGACUCCACUUCCCGGUUCUCAACAUUCACAGCACCCCGCGCCGAGGCGAUCGACACACCAUCAACAUCCACACCCACAUCACCCACCACAUCAGUAUCAUCACAACACGAGGAGGAGCCUCUCAGCAGCUUCCAUACACCUCUUCAAGCCUGGAUCCGGGACUUCAAGACCAACGAGCCCAAGGAUUUGAUUCAGUUGCAGCGCAAGGUUUUUGGCGCACCCCUCCGCAAGGAUAUCUUGCACCGUGUUGUUGUCUGGCAGAGAGAUGCUGAGCGUCAGGGAACUCAGUCGACGAAGUCUCGUGGAGAGGUUAGUGGAACUACCAGGAAGGCUGCCCCCCAGAAGGGUCGUGGUGCUGCCCGUGUCGGUUCCCUCCGCACCCCCCAGCGUCGUGGAGGUGGAUUGGCGUUUGGACCCAAGCCUAGGGACCACUCGAGCGAGUUGCCCCGCAAGGUUCAGGAUAUGGGUCUCCGCAUUGCGCUCUCGACCAAGUUUGCACAGGACCAGCUCGUGAUUGUUGACGACUUGUCGUUGGAUUCGCAUAAGACUCGACAGUUUGAGGCGAUCCAGCGUCGUCAUGGAUGGGAUUCUGUUUUAGUCGUUGCCCAUGCCGAGAACCAGAACUUGUGGCGUGCAACGUCCAACCUGCAGCAGGUUGAUGUCGCAGUCAUGCAGGAGGCUGAUGUUUUGAGGCUGUUGAAGCGUCAGAUGGUUGUUAUUGACCGUCAGUCCGUCCGCUACCUCGAGAAGAAGUUGAAGGUCUAA
Molecule: messenger RNA, 909 nt
Organism: Linnemannia hyalina
Lineage: Eukaryota; Fungi; Mortierellomycota; Mortierellomycetes; Mortierellales; Mortierellaceae
Source: the annotation of a GenBank genome assembly